Messenger RNA from Patella vulgata (common limpet), 1941 nucleotides. Its product is annotated as elongator complex protein 4. The record is from RefSeq and is a predicted model, not a curated record. Gene Ontology annotation, biological process: tRNA wobble uridine modification. Lineage: Eukaryota; Metazoa; Mollusca; Gastropoda; Patellidae. The coding region runs from base 199 to 1365 and encodes 388 amino acids. Gene Ontology annotation, cellular component: transcription elongation factor complex; cytoplasm; elongator holoenzyme complex. The transcript is spliced from 10 exons.
GUCAGAGGCAACCGAUAAGUACUUUGCUUAAUUGUAUUUCGAAAUAGAAAUAAAUCGUGGAUUGAUAUUGCAAUCUUACGUGAUUAAAUGAAAAAAUUAAAAAAUAUACGCAUUUAUAUGGACCACAUCAAAAGAAUGCCGACAAAAUAUUUUCCACAUAUUAUCGGGUAGCUUUGUCUUUCCCAAAUAUAAACAAAAAUGGCCACCAAAACAAACUUUCAGAAAAAGGCACGUGGAAAAUUAUUACAAAUACCUGGCACACGACCUUCCUUGUACAAUAAUCAGCUGUUGGUGUCAACAGGAGUGCCUUCGCUGGAUCAUGUCUUGGGAGGUGGUGUAGCCGUUGGAACAGUUUUAAUGAUAGAGGAAGAUGUGUUUGGAGACUAUGCCCGAUUGUUAGUGAAAUAUUUUACUGCAGAAGCUGUGAUGACAGGUCAACCAAUGAUGCUAGCAAGUUUAGAUGUUGAACCAGAAGAUUUGAUUAAAGAUUUACCAGCCCCUAUAAUAGAUGAACGUAAAGAAGAGGACAAGACAGAAUCUAGUCAGCUAGCACAAGGAGAUGAUUCUAUGAAGAUUGCAUGGAGAUAUCAAAAUCUUCCCAAGUUUCAGUCAAAUCCUACUGGGAUUAAAUUUGGUCAUUAUUAUGAUUUAACUAAAACAAUGGAGAAACGUUUGGUGGAAUCUAUUGAUAUAAAAUGUCUUUCUACAACACAAUUAAACCAAAUAAAACUCCCAGUACAUGCUGCUGAAAUUAUGAAUAUUAAUUAUAUGAGACUCUUGAAUAAAAUAGCGAAGGUUAUCGAAGAGGGAAAAUAUUUAACAAAAGAUAAAGUGGACAAGAGAAAUAUAUUAAAAAUAGCUAUUCAUUCUUUAGGUUCACCCAUGUGGGGUGAAAAUAGUGGGCUAAAAUUAGAUGGUACAGGUCAUGACCCCUCAUUACCAAGGUUUUUACUAGGUUUACGUGCUUUAUUGAGAUCAUCAUUCGCUGUCUGUCUUCUUACAGUACCAACACACCUAUUUCAGGAAAACUCGUUUACUAGACAGGUAGAAAAAUUCUGUGAUACAGUUUUACAUCUAGAAAGUUUUUCCGGAUCAGAAAAAGAAAAGAAUCCCGUUUUUAAAGAAUAUCAUGGUUUGUUAAAUAUUCAUCAGUUACCCAGAUUAAAUACAAUGGCUGCCCAUGAACCAGAUACAUUAGACCUGGCGUUUAAAUUAAGGAGGAAAAAAUUCACAAUAGAGCCCCUUCAUCUUCCUCCGGAAAUGGCAGAACAAUCCAGUCAAGGUCAUGAAGAUCCAUUAAAACAUCUCAAAUCAUCAACUGCUGGUUGUGGGGGAGGAACAGGUAACAGCAAGUUAGAUUUUUGAGGGGGAAAAAGCAACAGCUGUGAAUCUUUUAUACUUGUUAAUGUUAUUGAUAUUUGUUAUAAAAUAAAUUUUGAAAUGGAUACCGAAUUGGUAAAACGUAAUUUGAACCUUAAUACAGGUUUUAUUUAGCCCAAUAAUCCAGCCUGUUUGUUCUCCUGACCUGGAUCACGACAGGCCUUGUUUGUCAUUUGGGUUUGUAGUUGAUUGGUGAGUCAUGGUUGCUAGGUGACUGUGGCACUGGCUAUUUCACCAUGAGGUCCUGGGUUUGAACACUGUGUUACCAUGAAAGCUCCUCACCAUUUUCUACCUUGUCAGGUGGUGCAUAAUAGAGGGUCUGGCAAGGUGAUGCAUGAGAGAGGUUCUGGCAAGGUGAUGCAUGAGAGAGGGUCUGGCAAGGUGGUGCAUGAGGGUCUGGCAAGGAAAAAGCAUCUAGUUGUUCAGAUGAGAACGUAAAAAAACCCUUAAGAGUUGGAAUUAAUGAAGUAGGUGAAAAAUUGCUGUAAGGGGAAAAUGUCUCUGGGUGCACACAGUGUGUCAUAUGGCCAUCUACAGUAAUAAAAUCAUGUUUCAUUUGUA